AUGACCCCUACUCACCGUGUCACAGCUAGGCUCCAGGGCUCCGACUCCCAGUCGCCCCCACCACCUGUGUUUGCAGGAGCUUCUGGAACGUCAGACGUCUGGGCCCCGUCCCCGCCCGGCUUGGUCCGUGCCCCCAGCACUUCCGGGAGUCCCGGGCAGACCCGGCCACUCCUCCUGUGCCCCGUCCCCGCCCGCGGCCCUGUCCCUGCUGCACCUCCGGCCCCCAGGCCAGCUCCCCAGCAGCAGAGCCGGGCAGGAGAGCUUGGGCUGAGAGGCUCGUUAAAGCUCUGGAAGGAGCCGAGUGGGCUCUUGAGCAACAACAAGAUCACCGGGCUCCGCAACGGGUCCUUCUUGGGACUGUCCCUGUUGGAGAAGUUGGACCUGAGGAGCAACGUGAUCAGCACGGUGCAGCCCGGUGCCUUCCUGGGCCUGGGGGAGCUGAAGCGCUUAGAUCUCUCCAACAACCGGAUCGGCUGUCUCACCUCUGAGACCUUCCGAGGCCUCCCCAGGCUUCUCCGACUAAACAUAUCUGGAAACAUCUUCUCCAGUCUGCAACCUGGGGUCUUUGAUGAGCUGCCGGCACUUAAGGUUGUGGACUUUGGCACCGAGUUCCUGACCUGUGACUGCCACCUGCGCUGGCUGCUGCCCUGGGCCCGGAAUCACUCCCUGCAGCUGUCAGAGCACACCCUCUGUGCCUACCCCGGUGUCCUGCAUGCCCAGGCCCUGGGUGGCCUCCAGGAGGCCCAGCUGCGCUGCGAGGGGGCCCUGGAGCUGCACACACAUCACCUCAUCCCAUCCCUACGCCAAGUAGUGUUCCAGGGUGACCGGCUGCCCUUCCAGUGCUCUGCCAGCUACCUGGGUGAUGACACCCACAUCGACUGGUACCACAACCGGGCCCCCGUGGAGGGUGACGAGCAGGCGGGCAUCCUCCUGGCCAAGAGCCUCAUCCACGACUGCAGCUUCAUCACCAGCGAGCUGACCCUGUCUCACAUCGGCGUGUGGGCCUCGGGCGAGUGGGAGUGCUCCGUGUCCACGGUCCAGGGCAACGCCAGCAAGAAGGUGGAGAUCGUGGUGCUGGAGACCUCCGCCUCCUACUGCCCCGCAGAGCGUGUUGCCAACAACCGCGGGGACUUCAGGUGGCCUCGAACUCUGGCUGGCAUCACAGCCUACCAGUCUUGCCUACAGUAUCCCUUCACCUCUGUGCCCCUGAGCGGGGGUGCCCCUGGCACCCGAGCCUCUCGCCGGUGUGACCGAGCUGGACGCUGGGAGCCAGGGGACUAUUCCCACUGUCUGUACACCAACGACAUCACCCGGGUGCUGUACACCUUCGUGCUGAUGCCCAUCAACGCCUCCAACGCACUGACCCUGGCCCAUCAGCUGCGAGUGUACACGGCCGAGGCUGCCAGCUUCUCGGACAUGAUGGACGUAGUCUAUGUGGCUCAGAUGAUCCAGAAGUUUUUGGGUUAUGUCGACCAGAUCAAAGAGCUGGCGGAGGUGAUGGUGGACAUGGCCAGCAACCUGAUGCUGGUGGACGAGCACCUGCUGUGGCUGGCCCAGCGCGAGGACAAGGCCUGCAGCGGCAUCGUGGGCGCCCUGGAGCGCAUCGGGGGGGCCGCUCUCAGCCCCCACGCCCAGCACAUCUCUGUGAACUCGAGGAACGUGGCGUUGGAAGCCUACCUCAUCAAGCCCCACAGCUACGUGGGCCUGACCUGCACGGCCUUCCAGAGGAGGGAGGUGGCGGCGCCGGGCGCACGGCCAGCUGCCGGGCCCGGCAAGAGGCGCGGCGUGGCCAGCCCCGUCAUCUCCGCGGGAACCAGUGGCUGUGGUGCGGGAAACCUGACAGAGCCGGUGGCUGUCUCGCUGCGGCACUGGGCGGAGGGGGCUGAGCCUGUGGCAGCUUGGUGGAGCCAGGAGGGGCCUGGGGGCUGGAGCUCCGAGGGCUGCCAGCUCCGCUCCAGCCAGCCCAACGUCAGCUCCCUGCACUGCCAGCACUUGGGCAAUGUGGCCGUCCUCAUGGAGCUGAGUGCCUUCCCCAGGGAGGUGGGGGACGCAGGGGCGGGGCUGCACCCUGUCGUGUACCCCUGCACAGCCCUGCUCCUGCUCUGCCUCUUCACCACCAUCAUCACCUACAUCCUCAACCACAGCUCCAUCCACGUGUCCCAGAAGGGCUGGCACAUGCUGCUGAACCUAUGCUUCCACAUGGCCAUGACCUCCGCCGUCUUUGCAGGGGGCAUCACGCUCACCAACUAUCAGAUGGUCUGCCAGGCGGUGGGCAUCACCCUGCACUACUCUUCACUGUCCACACUGCUCUGGAUGGGUGUGAAGGCCCGAGUCCUCCACAAGGAGCUCACCUGGAAGGCGCCCCCUCCACAAGAAGGGGAUGCUGUCCCGCCUGCCCCCCGUCCCAUGCUCCGGUUCUAUCUGAUCGCUGGAGGGAUCCCACUCAUUAUCUGUGGCAUCACGGCUGCCGUCAACAUCCACAACUACCAGGACCACAGCCCCUACUGCUGGCUGGUGUGGCGUCCAAGCCUAGGAGCCUUCUACAUCCCAGUGGCAUUGAUUCUGCUGAUCACCUGGAUCUAUUUCCUGUGUGCAGGGCUGCACUUACGCGGCCCUCUGGCACGGAGCUCCAAAGCGGGCAACAGCAGGGUCUCCCUGGAGCCAGGGGAGGAGCUGAGGGGUUCCUCCAGGCUCAGGAGCGGCGGCCCCCUCCUGAGUGACUCAGGUUCCCUUCUGGCUACAGGGAGCUCAGGUGCGGUGCCGCCCGGGCCCCCGGAGGACGGUGACAGUCUCUAUUCCCCGGGAGUCCAGCUGGGGGCGCUGGUGACCACGCAUUUCCUGUACCUAGCCAUGUGGGCCUGCGGGGCUCUGGCCGUGUCCCAGCGCUGGCUGCCCCGGGUGGUGUGCAGCUGCCUGUACGGGGUGGCGGCCUCCGCCCUGGGCCUGUUCGUCUUCACCCACCACUGUGCCCGGCGCAGGGAUAGCAAGCGCCGCUCGUACCCGCUGCACAGCGCCAGCCUCAACGGCGGCCCCAAGGGCGGCAGGUGCGACGACGCCAGCGCCGAGGCGGCCGGGGGCGGCUGCAUGAGGACCGGCCUCUGGAAGAGCGAGACCACCGUCUAG
Messenger RNA from Galeopterus variegatus (Sunda flying lemur), 3123 nucleotides. RefSeq names its product G protein-coupled receptor 124 (gene ADGRA2). Gene Ontology annotation, molecular function: protein binding; G protein-coupled receptor activity. Gene Ontology annotation, cellular component: plasma membrane; Wnt signalosome. The coding region runs from base 1 to 3123 and encodes 1040 amino acids. Gene Ontology annotation, biological process: positive regulation of canonical Wnt signaling pathway; cell surface receptor signaling pathway; central nervous system development. NCBI's taxonomy places the organism in Eukaryota, Metazoa, Chordata, Mammalia, Dermoptera, Cynocephalidae. The transcript has 21 exons. The record is from RefSeq and is a predicted model, not a curated record.